Molecule: messenger RNA, 1434 nt
Organism: Alternaria rosae
Lineage: Eukaryota; Fungi; Ascomycota; Dothideomycetes; Pleosporales; Pleosporaceae
Exons: 2
Coding region: 1-1434 (477 amino acids)
Molecular function (GO): protein binding
Source: RefSeq, a predicted model, not a curated record
AUGGCAUCAAUCACUGAGCUUCCUGCUGAACUACUCGAUUUCAUACUCGCCGAUCUUGGUAGCCGCGACAACAUUAACCUGGCCCAGACAUGCAAGACCCUCCACGCCGUCGCCCUGCCUGCAGCUUACAAUACUAUCACCCUCACGUGGGACAACACCUAUUCGAAGGAAAUUCCUAGAGGACCGCAGCGUGGCAUGCAGAGAAGGACUGAGAAAGCGCCUAAAAUACAGUCUCUGAUCCGCACACUCACGGAGAAGCCUGAAUACAUCAGGCUGGUCAAGAAAUUGGAGUUAUGCGCCAAGGGAUGUGUUGAGUACAGCUACUUAGACGUUGCCGGCGCUAUUUUCCCAGACUUUGAGUAUGAUGCGAGUGACAAAGAGUGGGAGAACGAGAUGUUCAAGGCUCAUGUGAAAGAGGAAGGGUUCCAGACGUGGGGCCGUGGAUGGAAACAAGAGGCGCAGCACAUGUUGCUCACACUGCUAAUCGGCACGUGUCAAGCGCACUUGGAGUCUCUGACUAUAGGAUGGGAAUUCUUCUUGAACAACAGGUGGUUUCCUGCUAUGAUGAAGUACGCUAUCUUGAAGAAUGCUGCAGCGUCUGAAGCAGGUGUUAGACAACCUGCAUGGUUCGCCAAGUUGAAAACUGUGUGCGUUACCUUGGAAGAGACGGAGGGGGCGGCCGCAACGUGGGAGGGUAGUUUCUGGAGCGAGCAAGAGACUCUACUUCACUUCUUCUAUCUGCCGGCGAUAGAGUCGCUCGACAUCAUUACGUGCUCAUUGAGAGGGGGGGACGAGGAUGACUAUGGCGGAUUAUGGGACGAGGGAGAUGGAGUGGACGGCUCAUUUGAGUGGCCACUAGAGACACCCCCUCUAUCGCAGACACUGACGACUCUCCGCCUUACUCCUUCUUCGAUGGACCCUCUCACUAUCCAGUACCUGCUCAGGCAGACGCCCAACGUCAAGGUCUUCCACUACGAUUGCUGUUUGCAUCCAGAACACCCACCUCUCCGUUUGUCGAUCUUGAAGGACGCGCUACAGCAUAUUCGCGGCACGCUUACUGAACUGACUGUGCGCUACAAGCACUAUAACAACGAUGGUGCCGGGGAUCCCCCAACUGACGCCACGGAACCUGUAAGAGAGGGUCUAGGCCCACUACACGAUUUCCCCGUUCUCACGACUUUGACUACGUCAUUCCCAGUGCUGUUUGGUAUGAACAAUACGCCAAAGCUAGCGAAACAUCUCCCUCCGACGCUCGAAACGUUGACAAUCACAAAUGACCUUUCUGCAUAUGAGGCACUCGGAAUGCGCUUUGAAGAUCUCAACGCCAUGGCCAUCUUCCGACAAUACCUUGCGGGGUGUCUCUUGCAACUGGACGCAAGAUCGGGAACCGGGGUGGAAGGCCGCAACACCGCGGCUAAGGAAAUUGACAUAUGA